Messenger RNA from Mercenaria mercenaria, 7446 nucleotides. RefSeq names its product Bardet-Biedl syndrome 4 protein-like. Gene Ontology annotation, biological process: cilium assembly; protein localization to cilium. The transcript is spliced from 13 exons. The record is from RefSeq and is a predicted model, not a curated record. The coding region runs from base 1179 to 2894 and encodes 571 amino acids. Gene Ontology annotation, cellular component: ciliary basal body. Gene Ontology annotation, molecular function: protein binding. NCBI's taxonomy places the organism in Eukaryota, Metazoa, Mollusca, Bivalvia, Venerida, Veneridae.
GAAUUUUAUAUAUAACACAAACACUCUUGGUCGAAAUUCAGUUUAAUUUACCUAACUGCUAACAGUCUGGGACCUUUUUUUGAAUACGAUUAAGAUUAAUUUCUUAGCUUGAUAGGGAUCGUAGUGAGCCUCUCAAGUUUAUAGCCAACAUUUUUUUCCAAGUGUAAUUUUACUAAAACUCUAGUCAAUAAAUUGACUUUUAGAAAGUAGUUGCAAUGGAUGUGAAAGAUUGUGGAAGGGAGGGUAGAUAAGCAAUAUCGAUAUAUGCUUUUCCAUGCCUUCGAAUAUUUUGUUCAAAAUUUACAGACAGAAUAUUGGUUAACUAUACUUAUUAUUGACUUGUGUUCAAGUAAUUAAAAAAAGUGUGAUAAAUAUCAAGAAAAAAAAAAUAAAUUGGGCCUCAGUUAAAAAAAAAAAAAAUCAAGCAACUUACGAGAUUCGAACUCGGACCUCGCGCAUGGAAAAUAUGUGCGCUAACCACUGGACCACAGAGACUUUGGACAUAAAUAUGUGAUAAAAUUAUGUAUAUAAAUAAAUUUUGUUAGGACAGCGUGUCUAUAUUCGUUUUACAUUGACCUGUUUUGAAAUUAUUGGCUUUUCUACAAUCAAAGAAAUAAAUAAACAACGGUUUUGUUAUUCAAACAGUGCAGUAAUGUAGCUUACGUCAUAAUUCAUUAUUGAAAACGAAAAGCGGGCCGCUUGAAUCAUCCAUAAACUCGUUUCAUGAAGAAACCCGAAUAACACCGAUUUCUAUUGAUACCGCGAACUUUCAACUCGAUAGAAUAAUUUGUUUUAAUAAUGCGGCGCCCGAUCGUUCAUAAGAAAUUUUAUUUUAUCAAAUGUCGUCCUGAAAAUUAUUUAUUGCGCAAGAACGGCAGCAGGUCCGGUAGAAUUAUGGGAGAACAACAACAACAAAACCGGUGAAGGUAUAGAACUUAUUCCCAAGUUGAACGGAGAGACAGACAGUGAUAUCUGUGGACACACCCUCUGGUCAGGAGGGCCCAGGAGCACCACCUUCUAUACCAGAUAUACCAAUUCAGCCUAAACCAAAACCAAGAAAAGCACCAGAUAUUCCGAUAUUUGAGAGACGGAAUUGGCUAAUUCACUUACACUACGUGAGAAAGGAGUAUGAGCAGUGUAAACAGCUGAUCAAAGAACAGCUUGGAGAAAGUGGAGGCAUGUGUGAAUAUGCUGUAUAUGUACAAGCACUGAUUCUACGAAUGGAGGGCAAAAUUCAGGAGUCUUUGGAGCUGUUCCAGACUUGUGCCUUACUUAACUCAAGCAGUGGGGAAAAUCUCAAACAAGUAGCAAGGUCCUUAUUCUUGUUGGCAAGACACAAGGCAGCUAUUGACGUAUACAAUGAAGCAGAAAAACUAAGUGUUAAUGACUGGGAAAUAUGCCACAACAAAGGAGUAUGUUACAUGUAUCUGAAAGAAAUGGAUAAGGCUAAGGAAUGUCUUCAAAGAGCUAUAGCAUUUAAGAGACAUGAAAUAUCCUAUGUGAUGUUGGGAAAGGUCUACCUUAUCAAUGGUGACAUACAAGGAGCUAUAGAGGUCUACAAGGGAGCUGUCGAAUUUUCACCAGAACAUCCAGACAUGCUGACAACACUAGGACUUCUUUAUAUGCAGGUUGGACAGUAUCAGAAAGCUUUUGAGAAUCUUGGUAACGCAAUGACCUAUGACCCCACUCACGUUAAAGCCAUCAUGGCUGCUGGAAGUAUGAUGCAGAGCCAUGGCGACUUCGAUGUUGCGCUUACAAAGUAUAGGGUUGCUGCAGUAAGUUCGCCGGAAAGUCCUCCCCUGUGGAACAACAUCGGAAUGUGUUUCUUUGGAAAGAAAAAAUAUGUGGCCGCUAUCAGCUGCUUGAAACGAGCAAAUUACCUUGCACCGUUUGACUGGAAGAUAUUAUACAACUUGGGCCUUGUUCACCUGACCAUGCAACAGUAUGCCUCAGCAUUCCACUUUCUUAGUGCUGCCAUCAACCUUAGACCAAAAAUGGCGCAGCUUUUCAUGCUCCUUGCAGUUGCACUGACACACCUGGAGGAUGCAGAAAAUGCCAGACAGGCGUAUGAACAAGCAUUACAGCUUGAUGAGAAAGAUCCUAUGAUCUCUCUGAAUUACUCUGUGUUCCUCUACAACAUCAGUGAUAGAAAACUGUCACAGAAACAGUUCUCAAAGUUUGAAUCUAAAGUAAAAGUUCUGAAGGGCAAUGCUAAUCCACUCAAUACAGAUUCUGAGGUUCAGGAGACAGCUAGUAAGAUGGCAGCAGCUCUUCAGCUAGGAGAUAAUUUAGUUUGGAAAGAUAAACAACAAGCUGAGGCCAAGCCUUCUGCACCGACAUCUGAGGACACACAAGUCAAACAACCAUAUGGAGUAUCCAGAGUGAAGGAACCAGAACCUACAAGACAUGAUCUUGGCCCGACCCCAACCCCCACCCCUGGUGGUAUUAGUCGUGCCGCAACUUCAUCCGGUGUAGAAGCUGACAUUGCACCGACUCCAGAUAUACCCCAAACCCCUGCACCGAGUUUCCCGCCAAACAGAGAUGAAGUCCCAGAAACACCGUUACCAAACCACCCACCAGAAGAUGAACAUGAUCAACCCCCGCCAACACCAACUUUUCACCCUCCUCCGGGAGAGCCUAUGCUUCAGAAAAAAGCAGGAGAUUUGUCAUCUCUUCCAUCUCCAUUCGGAAAAACUGUUCCUCCCCUACCCUUCAAAUUAGGUGGUGGCAAGCUACCACCGGUUCAAGGUCAGGCAGUGCCCAAUUUAGACAAUCUUCCUAACCCCCCUGAGGAUGAAUUACCAUCUUACGAGGAAGUAGAAAUGGCCGAUAAAUUAUCAGGCAAGAAGAAAAAGAAACACAAAGAACCUAAAGCAGAACUUGAACCAUUGUAAUGAGGUGUGAAUUUUAGUCUUUAGGUUUAUUUAUUCAGUAAUUCAGAUUUGAUUUUGGUUUGUAUGUGCACUGUUGGAAGUCAUUGUUGCACAGAUUUUUAAUGUCUUUGUCAUUUUGUAUUGAAGAUACUUGUGUGAUACAAUGACUUCAUGCCUUUUUUCAAAAGAUCAUUUCAUUGAGACAUAUUCAUUUUGGGGCAGAAUUUUCUAACUUAAAAUCAAAUAAGGCAUGUGAUGGAAAAGUUUUUACCAAUUUAACCCUUAGCCUGCUGGCGGCAAGUGUUUCUGCCUUUAUGACCAAUGCAGACCAAGAUCAGCCUGCACAUCCGUGCAGUCUGAUCAUGGUCUGCACUGUUUGCCAUUCAGUCAGUAUCUUUUUGGUAAGCACCCCUUUUAACAGUUAAUGGUACUGUCCAAAUUGAAAGAUGGACAAGUUCAUUAUAGAAAAGCAGGGUAAGGGUUAAGUCCUUUAGGAAAAAAAAGUUUUCUGGGGAUAUGUUUCAUAAAGCUUCAGUGUCUUUAUCUUUCUGGUUGUUAGUUGCAUGCCAAUGUUUGAAAGCUCCAGACAUAAUAUCUGUACUAGUGGGGUCACGAGUUCGAUUCCAGGGCGGGGCGUAUGUUCUCUGUGACAAUUUGAUAAAAGACAUUGUGUCUGAAAUCAUUCGUCCUCCACCUCUGAUAAUUAAUGUGGGGAAGUUGGCAUUCACUUGUGGAGAACAGGUUUGUACUGGUACAGAAUCCAGGAACACUGGUUAGGUUAACUGCCCGCUGUUACAUGACUGAAAUGUUGAAAAACUGCGUUAAACCAAAAACAAACAAACAAAUAAUAUCUGUACACAUGAUGUAGUAAAUUAUAUUUCAAAAUCUGUUGCAACUGAAUCUCGAUAAUUGGAUCUUUAGUUGAUGAUAUUAUGUGACCAACUAAAGUGUGUUUAAUUAAAAAUGAUCUAAAGAAAAAGAAAAUUGUACCAUAAAAAAAUAACAUUUUAAACAUGGUUCACUCUAGACAUACAUAAUGCGGGUUUAAAUUGUAAUGGUUUUAAGGUAAUAUGUUCUUUAAAGAGGGAAUUGAUAAAGAUAUGUUUUAAACAUACAGUAUCAAAAUCUGCCAUUUCUGUGUUUAUUUACUUCAACAGUCUGUUAAUGGUUUGGAUUUUAUUGAAAUAGUAGGCUUUUAAUGUAAAAAUUUCUAACAUAUGUGACAAAAGGUAUCACAAUUUUGAAAAAAAAAAAAACAUACUUAUCUAAAGGCAUACUUUAAUGUGCAUGGUUUCUUUAUAUUGAAAGAGCAGUGUUAAACCCAAUUUAACAAACAAACAUGAAUGAAAAGUUAGUUUUUAAUCCUGUUUAAACAUUUAAAAGGGUGAUAUCAAACAUUAGUCGUGUGAGAAACACAAGUAAAGAUUGUUUUGGUAUUUGUGUAGUACUUACAGGUCAGACAAGUUCAUAUUGAUGAAUCACUACGUAAUUUUCAUAUUAAAUGCUUCUUUUUUUUAUAUCAUUUACAGUUUUUCCUGACAUUUUUUAAAAGAUUUUCACUAAACAUAUAUAUAUGGUUUAGAUGCAAGGGGAGAAAUGUACUGGAAUUUCAAGACUUCUUCCUUGGUAACCUUACUUAGGGAAGCUUUUGAGAAUUGUGUUUCAGGCUUGUUUUGUAUUAUUGAUAAGUGAUGUUAACCCAUCCCAAACUUAAAUAUGUUCCUUGUAUAGCUGUGAUUUACCUUGAAUAUGUUUUUGUAUUAAUGUUGAAAGUAUGUUUAUUUUUUUACUUGAAUGUAGUUUACAGUCUAAUAGAAUUAUACUGUUGACGUUUUUUCGUCUAGACAUCAUUCCAGAUUGAGUUAUUGGUCCGCCACUUUGGUUUUACUUACUAUUAUGAGUGUUCCGUCCAUAUUUGAGCCGUGCCAUGAGAAAACCAACAUAGUAGGUUGGCGACCAGCAUGGAUCCAGACCAGCCUGCGCAUCCGCGCAGUCUGGUCGGGAUCCUUGCUGUUCGCUAACAGUUUCUCUAAUUGCUAUAGGCUCUGAAAGCGAACAGCAUGGAUCCUGACCAGACUGUGCAGAUGCGCAGGCUGGUCUGGAUCCAUGCUGGUCACAAACCCACCAUGUUGGUUUUCCCAUGGCACGGCUCAUUUCUAGAUUUAAUUUUGCAUUUUCUUUUUAUUGUUUUUUUUUUUCUUUGUUUACUUUACCAUGUCUUAAUCUAAUGUGUAUUUGAAGAAGAUGAAAUGAACAGUAAAGUAAUGUUAUGUGCAUAUGCCUUUAAUUUAAAGUAGUUUAAGAUCAGAAAUAGAGAGUUGAAUUUAUGAUCUGUUAGCAAUAUUUGAUCACCAUUGACAUCAUCAUCAUCAUCAUCAUCAUCUUAAUCAUUAUAAUGGAAACUGAGCAUAAUAAUUAUAAUCAUUGUCAUCAUUAUCAGUGUUAUUAUGUAUAACUUUUAUUAUUCUUCACAAGAAUUGCCAAUUGCACACAAACUCUCUCCUCAAUGCUGAGUUAUUGCACUCCCUUUCAAACAAGGGGGAGUAUUGGGGUUUUGUUUUGCCUUGUCUGUCUUUUCGUUGGUAGGCAAUUUGGUUUACCGUCAGUAACUAGAGAACAUUUUGGCCUACAGUUGUCAAGUAACUUGGAUGAAUUACUGUGUUCAGUGUAUGACCCUUUUGUUUUAGGCUUCAGUAGCUCAAUGUCAAAUGACCUUAAGAAUGAGAGUGUGUUAUUUCAUAAUUUUGAAGCACAUUUAGGAUACUCAAGAGUUUGAAAGAUUUUCAUUUGUUUUUAUUCAUUUAAAAAGUAGCAACUCUUGUGGAUUAUUCUGUAAUAAUGUUUGAUUCAAUUCGAAAGAAUUAAUUUAGAAUUUAGACCUUUAUGAUCAUUUCUAGAAUAAGUAGGUAUUUAAACCUACCUUCAUCCCCCACCCCCACCCAUCUCCUGCCCAUUAAGGCAGAGAAAUUUCGACAUUUUUUCCUUACUUCCAACACAUGUCAUGCAUUCAUUUGUGUAUUUAAAUAUAAUGAAGAAUAUUUAUUUUUAUUUAUUAUUAUAUUAUAUUAUUAUAAUGCUUAUUUAUUGACCCCUAGAGUGCAAACCCUUGCAAAUCCAAGUAUCUGCCAUCCAGGAAAUUUUAGGAGACACUCAUUUCGCUGCAGAAAACACACUGCUCCACUCAAAUCUGUCUCCAGAAAUAAUGACUCACAAACUUUAUAGAUAUUCACAUAUGUUCUUAAUGCAUACAUGCACAUAUGGAUUGAUUUUGAAAGAAUUUACUUUCAAUAAUUGAACUGUUCCUCUGCAACCAAAGAUUGCUCAGUUUUCAACCUAGAAAUAGAAAGUGAUUUGACCUGCAGUUGUAAAACAUCAUAAGAUGAUUGUUUGUUUUUGGUCACUACAUGUCCCCUUUCUUUUUUGGGAUCAGUAGGUCAGAGGAUAAGGUCACUGUGAUCUUGUGUGUGGUUGAACAAUAUUGCUGGCCAAUAAUUGGGUACAUUUUGGCUUACUACUGUCUAUUUAGUAGAUGAUAUCUACUGUUUAAGGGCUCAAUAGGUCAAAAGUCACAAUGACCUUGAGACAAAUAUUGAUAGAUGACCCCUAUUUUUGAAAUGGAGGUCAAAGUUGAAGAUCAUUACAUACUUGAAAUGGAAAAUUACACACUCAUCUACCUCUAAGAGGGCAGCAUAGGGGAGGGGAAAAGCAUAUGUGUUUUAUGUACAGCUCUUGUUUCAUAUUAACUGACUAAUCUUGCAUGAGCUUGGUUAAAGAGGAGAAAAGGUUCUCUCAAAAUUGUUGAAAACAUGCAUUUUCUAAAAGACAUCGUUCGUAUAAUUGAUUUGAGAUUGAUUUGCAAAGUAUCCGGCCCAAAAACUUACUAAACAAUAUCAGUUGUCUGCUGUUACCAUUUUCUACAAAUUUGAUAUUUAAGGUAGUAGACGGGUAAUUACAAAUGGAAAUUUCCAUGCUAUUACCUGUUCUCAUUUGCUUUUUUAACAUCCUUUGGCUAUAAGUUGAAUGUUAACAGAAAGUGGCUUUUCCAUAACAGUAAGAGAAUGCUGAGUCAGCCAAAUUUGGUUUGUUUGUAUUUUGUUUAUCAGUUUCAUUAUUUUGAGUGUCCCCCUCACUGUAUAUGAAAUGCUGUUUGAAUAUAGUUGGUUUUGUUUAGAUCUGUUGGACAUGUUGAUUUAUAUUUUUUGUUUUCUCAGGUGUGUAGGCAAAGGCUAAAUGGUGGCACUGAUUUUUGAAGUGGAUCUUUUAGAUCUGAUUAGCUGUCGUAUUUUGUGUAUUUGUUUCAAAUGAAGGAAAUUUUAUGGUUUUUGGGUGGUAUAUUUCAAGUAAAAGCUCUGGAUUUUUUUUUAUGUUGUUCAACAUGGGCAUAUCAUGACACACGAAAAAAGGCGUGUAACUUUACAUUGUAUUGUGUCUGGGUAGUUGAGAUAAUUUGUUGAAUAUUCAUCAUCCUGGUUAACAUACAUGUAGUAUAAAUGAUAAAAUGUUAGUGUAUUUAUUUUGUCUGUGAUACACCAUUAUUAUUGCAUAACAUUUGAAAUAAAAGAAGCAAAAUUCA